AUGGCGCUGCCCAACAUGGCGCUGCCCAGCAUGGCAUGCAGCAUCCCCAAAGCACAACAGCCCAUGAGCUGCCAUUACGCCCACCCCGCCUCUGCCGAGGAGAAACUGAGUCCAAGCCUCCUCCUGGCAGCCACCCUUGUCCUCCUGCACCAUGGCACUUUGGCCAGGAACCUUCCUACGGCCAUGCCAGGCCCAGGCAAGUUUGGAUGCCUUAGCCACUCCCAGAACCUGCUGACCGCCAUCAGCAACACUCUUCAGAAGGCCAGAAAAAACCUAGAAUUUUACUCCUGUACUUCCGAAGAGAUUGAUCAUGAAGAUAUCACAAAAGAUAAAACCAGCACAGUGAAGGCCUGUUUACCCCUGGAAUUAAUCACGAAUGAGAGUUGCCUGGCUUCCAGAGAGACCUCUUUCAAAACCAAUGGGAGUUGCCUGGCCCCUGAAAAGACCUCCCAUAUGAUGACCCUGUGUCUUAGUAGUAUCUAUGAAGACUUGAAGAUGUACCAGGUGGAGUUCAAGGCCAUAAAUGCCCAGCUUUGGAUGGAUCCUGAAAGGCAGAUCCUUUUAGAUCAAAACAUGCUGACAGCUAUUGAUGAGCUGAUGCAGGCCCUGAAUUUCAACAGUGAUACCGUGCCACGAAGCUACUCCCUUGAAGAACCAGAUUUUUACAAAACUAAAAUCAAGCUCUGCAUCCUUCUCCACGCUUUCAGAGUGCGUGCAGUGACCAUUGAUAGAGUGAUGAGCUAUCUGAAUACUUCCUAAAACGCUGAGGUCCCUCCCAUCCUUCAAGUCAUUUUUACAAAAAUUGGAACAAAAGAAAUGUUAAUAGAACGUGGAGUAAAAACUUAGAGUGGGGGGAUAGCUUAACUCGGUCCUAUUUAACCUCAGACAGGAAGCUUUAUGUUUUGGUUUACUUUGGCACACCACCCACAAUUUGAAGGAUGGGACUGUUACAUCAGCAAGAUUCUUUGGAUCGACUGUCUUUCAUAUUUACUAUGGAAAAGUUGUUUUUAAGUUUUCAUGAGCAAAUCGCUAAGG
Tupaia belangeri chinensis (Chinese tree shrew) is the source of this 1035-nucleotide messenger RNA. It is a transcript of the gene IL12A, whose product is annotated as interleukin 12A. The record is from RefSeq and is a predicted model, not a curated record. Gene Ontology annotation, biological process: immune response. NCBI's taxonomy places the organism in Eukaryota, Metazoa, Chordata, Mammalia, Scandentia, Tupaiidae. Bases 1 to 759 code for a protein of 252 amino acids. Gene Ontology annotation, molecular function: growth factor activity; interleukin-12 receptor binding. Gene Ontology annotation, cellular component: extracellular region. The transcript is spliced from 8 exons.